AUGAAGAAUCUCGUAAGCACAGCACCACCGAUUAAUUUGCUACCACCGCAAGAAGAGCUGGACUGGAUACAAGUGCGCCAAGAAUUGCCGGAUUUUCACGCAGAAACACCAAAGGAAAAGAUGGCACGCAAGCUGAAGGAAAACCCUUUGGUCCCCGUGGGCUGCGCAGCCACAUUGAUGGCACUCGGUUUCGGGCUCUGGAACUUCCGGCGGGGUCGGUCAACCAUGUCGCAAUACAUGAUGCGUGCCCGUAUUCUGGCCCAAGGAUUCACGGUCGUUGCACUGAUCAUGGGCGCUGGCGUGACCUAUACAAACAAGCAAGCGGCGAAAAAGUGA
Molecule: messenger RNA, 336 nt
Organism: Anopheles cruzii
Lineage: Eukaryota; Metazoa; Arthropoda; Insecta; Diptera; Culicidae
Product: HIG1 domain family member 2A, mitochondrial
Exons: 1
Coding region: 1-336 (111 amino acids)
Biological process (GO): mitochondrial respirasome assembly
Cellular component (GO): mitochondrion
Source: RefSeq, a predicted model, not a curated record